UAAAUUCAAAUAUUUUUGUUUAUAUUUUUCUCAAAACUGACGUUUUAGAGUAACCAUUCUUUUUAAUAGUUAAUUAGCUAUUAAUUAGUUAUCCUACUCUUUGGUUAUCCUCCUCUAUGAGUAACCAGCAGCUUCUUAUGAAUAUUUACAAAAUAUAAGCUGAUAAAUAAAGUAUUUGUGGCUGCAGUAAUUAUUAUUUGUAAAUUAAAACAUGGCUGAUGAAUAUGCGUCUGUUAAACGUGGAAAAUUAAUUCUUAAAGGCGAUAAACCUAAAGCAAAGAAACGUAAACAUAAGAAGAAGGAUAAAUCAGAAGGUGAUAAAAUAGACGAGGACUGCGUAAAACACGCUGGUUGGUGGAAAGUAGAAAAGAUUGAAGAUAUUUCUGGAUCAAUUGCAAUCGAGUUUGGCAAUAAUUCAUAUGUAUCAGCAUUGGACAACGGACUCUUUACGAUAGGAGCGCCUCACGGUGAUGGUGAAGGCCCGUCACCGGAAGAAAUAUUCACAGCGUUCCCUGCUGGUGAUAAUAAAUUUGCACUGAAAUCGGGAUACGGAAAGUAUCUGGGUGUAUCAAAAGAGGGUGUUGUUAUCGGAAGGUCAGAUGCUGUUGGUCCAAUGGAGCAGUGGGAACCAGUUUUUCAAGAUGGUAAAACAGCAAUCCUGAGUUCACUAAACAAGUUUAUGUCGAUAAAUGAAGAAGAUGAUUCAGUGGUCGCCAGCAGUCAGACAGCCAAUGAUAAAGACGUAUGUAACAUACGCAGUAAUAAGAGUCGUGAAGUGCUUAAGUCCGUCGCAGUUGAGGAAGAGGGAGAUUUAAAUGAAGUUGAAGUCAAUUAUGUGAAAAAGUUCCAGAAGUUUCAGGAUAAGAAACUACGUCUCAAUGAUGGUGGAGUUGUUGAGCUGAAGCGCGCGAAAAUUGAUGGUAAUCUACAUGAAACACUUUUGGACCGUAGAAGUAAAAUGAAAGCUGAUAGAUAUUGUAAAUAAGAUAUAUUUAACAUAAAUUUAAUUUUUAACUGUAUUGGUUAGUGAUUUGACACAAGAGUUGAUUAUUGUUUUAUAUCAACUUUUGAAACAUUCUCAAUUCAUAGAACCUAAAUUAAUAAACUGUAAUUUAAAAAACAAAA
Molecule: messenger RNA, 1125 nt
Organism: Melitaea cinxia (Glanville fritillary)
Lineage: Eukaryota; Metazoa; Arthropoda; Insecta; Lepidoptera; Nymphalidae
Gene: FRG1
Product: protein FRG1 homolog
Exons: 4
Coding region: 212-985 (257 amino acids)
Cellular component (GO): nucleolus; catalytic step 2 spliceosome; striated muscle dense body
Molecular function (GO): actin filament binding
Source: RefSeq, a predicted model, not a curated record